UGGUAUCUCUGUUUUUCCUCUGUUUCAUUCUCUCUGUUAGCCUUUUCCUUCCCAACUCUGUUUUUCAUGGAACUUUUAAAAACCUCGAGGGCUGAGUAUAGAGGAAAAAUGACUAAGCAGAAUGUGGUGGUUUCUGAUUGCACGUCGCCUAUCGGAAAGGUUAGACUUGCCGCGUCGGAUUCAGCACUGUUCUCACCCGCGAUCCCAAAAACUCUGGCUGCCCUUGGUGGGCGCAUUGCCAUAUCCAAAAAGAAACUCAUGAAGAGGCUUGAUACUAGAAGAGGAGCCAGGGUCAGUACCUGGGUUGAUUCCAUGAGAGACUCCUCGCCUACCCGAACCAAAUCAACGCCUUCUUUGCCUGAAACAGAAGAAAAAAGCUCCUGGAUUCUCCGUCAUCCAUCGGCGUUAGAAAACUUCGAGCAGAUUAUAUCAGCUUCCAAGGGAAAGCAGAUUGUGAUGUUUCUGGAUUAUGAUGGCACUCUCUCUCCUAUUGUCGAAGAUCCAGAUCAAGCAUUCAUGUCCGUAGAGAUGAGAGAAGCUGUAAGGGAUGUGGCUAGAUACUUCCCCACAGCCAUAGUGAGUGGGAGGUGCAGGGAUAAGGUUUAUAAUUUUGUAAGGUUAGAAGAACUAUUCUAUGCGGGCAGCCACGGGAUGGAUAUCAAGGGACCUUCCAAACACCGAAAAUGCGACAAAGGAAAUCAAGCAGUCAUCUUCGAAGCUGCUUCUGAGUUUCUGCCCAUGAUCGUUGAGGUGUACAAAGCCUUGGUAAACGAAAUCAGUUCCAUCCCAGGAGCAAAGGUUGAAAACAACAAGUUUUGCCUAUCCGUACACUUCCGCUGCGUCGAUGAAAAGAGUUGGGCUGCAUUAGCAGAGCAAGUUAGGGUGGUGCUCAGUGCGUAUCCAAAACUUAAACUGACACAAGGGAGGAAGGUUUUGGAGAUCCGUCCAACCAUCAAAUGGGACAAGGGCAAAGCCCUUGAAUUCUUGCUGGAAUCACUAGGAUAUGCCAAUUCUAAUGAAGUUUUGCCGAUCUAUAUUGGAGAUGAUCAGACUGAUGAGGAUGCGUUCAAGGUUCUGCGCCAUAACGGACAAGGAUUUGGGAUCCUUGUCUCUAGAGUUGCAAAGGAAACAAGCGCAUCUUAUUCUUUGCAAGAACCAUCUGAGGUUAAGGAAUUUUUGCGGCUUUUGGUGGAGCAGGAGAGUGGGUUACAGAAAGGACAGGACAGCCGGGGGAAGAGAAGAGGACAGGGUUGAUAUGUAAACUAUAAAACAUAUACAGCAAUUGUUGGUCCUAUAGUUUUUGAACGGGAUCUCAAUUUUUGCUGUAUGCUAUCUUUUUGCCCAUGGAAUUAUGUACGUGUUUUCUCGGUUCUCUCUGUUUUGAAAAUUGUUUGAAGCAAUAUUCCGAUCCCUCUCUGUAUGUUUUGAUGUAGAGUUCUAACUUCUACCGCCUAUUAAUUAAC
Messenger RNA from Juglans regia (Persian walnut), 1463 nucleotides. RefSeq names its product probable trehalose-phosphate phosphatase D. Bases 67 to 1254 code for a protein of 395 amino acids. The record is from RefSeq and is a predicted model, not a curated record. Gene Ontology annotation, biological process: trehalose biosynthetic process. Gene Ontology annotation, molecular function: trehalose-phosphatase activity. NCBI's taxonomy places the organism in Eukaryota, Viridiplantae, Streptophyta, Magnoliopsida, Fagales, Juglandaceae. The transcript has 12 exons.